Messenger RNA from Aspergillus calidoustus, 1888 nucleotides. The record is from the annotation of a GenBank genome assembly. Lineage: Eukaryota; Fungi; Ascomycota; Eurotiomycetes; Eurotiales; Aspergillaceae.
GUCGCAUUCAAAAGAUCUCAGUUACAAGACACUCACUCAGAAAGAGAAUAUGGCUACUGAUCCAGCCGUCGCAAUGGCUGACCCGGACCUCGACCUCGAUGACGAGCCAUACGACUCCGCCGAAGACGAGGACUUCUCUCUUGACCAAGCAGCAAACGAUGACGAAGACGCGGAGCUCUCAUCCUCGGACGAGGAGACCGAGUCAGCCGAGCCAGCAGCGAAGAGGAGAAAGACAAAGAAGGAUACAAAAGUCUCGGCAGCGCUGGGAAUCGAGGAGUUGGACUCGGGAGAUGAGGCUACGAUCCGUAAGGUCAAGGAGAGGAAACAGAAGCAGGGAGAAAAGAAAUCUUCUUCUGAUGAGGACGAUGUCGACUUUGAUGACGAUGAGGAGGGCGGGGAGGGUGGAUUUGUGAAGACGCGGGCUAUGAAAAUGCGGAUACAGGAAGAGCGAAAACCGCUUGCGAAGAUAGACGGUGCUACGAUCGAUGUUGAUGCCCUAUGGGCCCAGAUGAACGCCGCGGACUCAAUCAUAGGACCACAAGCAGCAGAGCGAAUCGAGGCAUCGAAGACGAAUGACGAGAAGAACGAAGACACUGAAAUGCGCGAUUCAGAAAGCAGCACGCAGAUGGCGCAGGAAAAGCGGCCACACACUCAACAGCCAGAUGAAAUGAUCAAAAUCAAACGCACGUACAAGUUCGCCGGCGAAAUGAUAACAGAAGAGAAAAUCGUUCCUCGCGACUCCGCCGAAGCAAAGCUCUUCCUCUCCGGCGAACAGGAUGGCGAAGUUACAGCGGCAACAGAAGGCGACAUGGCAAACGGAAGCAUAACUGUGAAAAUUCGCCGGCCUCUGCGCAGAGUCUCCCGCUUCGACCCCAACCCAACCGGAGCAAUCAAGAAAAGCUGGGAGAAGCAGCCUGUCACAGAAACUGGUCAGGAAGAGAACGCACGCGGUCCGAAGAUCAACACCGUCGAGAAGUCGCGACUGGAUUGGGCUGCAUAUGUGGACCGUGCUGGUAUCAGUGACGAACUUAGGGUCCAUAGUAAGGCGAAGGAAGGUUUCCUUGGUCGCAUGGACUUCUUGGAUCGUGUUGAUGCUAAGAGGGAGGAGGAGAGGAGGAACGCCCGGCUCCAAGGCAUAUAAUUGACGGAGCCUCUUCGUCUCUUGGCGCUUCCAUGGUAUACCGGGACUAUAUGAAGCGAAGAUCGCAAAGCCUCGUACGAAAUUCCUGGAAGUGUUUACUCCACCCACUCGCUACCUUGGUCCAGGUCUGAGUAAUAUAGAACCGCAACGGACCAGGACUCAACGCCGCCCAAGCGGCCAAAACCGCGGAGCACCUGCACUCACGCGGCCACGAUCUAAGCGAGCCCACCUCAUAAGGACUUCCAACCGAAAGCCCAUAGAAGGCCACGCCCAUUCGUGGAGUCACGCUGAAUACGGAAGAGGGGAAACAGCCACGCCAGUCAAUAAUAACAACACCGUUACCAAUAACACGCGGGCAGGUCGCCACGCGUCUAUCGAAGUACGGAUACGGAUACUACUGUCAUGUAUUGACUCCACACCGAACAGACGAGGCCUGCGUAGGUCCUGUCAUAGUGGAUUUUCGGUACAAACUCAGACGGACAGGCUCUAGCCCUGUCACGCUUCAUUUAUAUAUUACAUUAUGUUUACAGAUGGGUCGAACAGAAUCCCGACAUCACCGCGACACAAGCAGGCGAGCUUCUUAACCGCGGUUAGGGCAUGUGGACUCCAGGCCGUUGGACUUGGGCAUAUAUUUGAUGCCAGUUUCAGGGCAGUUUGACUGCGUGACUGCAGCGCGAAUCGCGUUAGUUGCACCAUAGUCUUAAGUCAGGAAAUAUGAACUUACGCUUCUCAGAAGGCUCGUACUGG